AUGGCAUCAACAACAUAUGGUGACGAAUUCGAGGUCGUUAUCUUGAAGUCUUCCAAUGGGGACGAAUUCAAGCUCAAAAAAUCCAUUGCCGUGAAGUACUCCGUAACAAUAAGACACAUGGUGGCACUUGAUGUUACUACUAGCAUCAUCCCAAUUCCCCAUGUUGACACACAGAAUCUAUUCAAGAUCGUUGAAUACCUCGAGAUGCAUGGAACAACAGAGGUCUCAGGUUCAAACGAUGAUGAAGAAAUCAAGAGCUACGACGAGAAGUUGGCGACCGCCGCCAGCUUCAAAUCCCUGUUGGACUUUGUAUGGGCUGCAAAGUACCUUGGGAUUAAAGGUUUGAAGGAGCUUUGUACAGAAGAAUUUAAUCAGAGGAGAAAGGGCAAAUCACGUACGGAGAUACGCAACACAUACCAUGAUAUAACGCGCGAUUUCACUAAGGAGAAAGAGCAAGUAUUUCACAAAGAAUUUAAAUGGGCCUUGGGAGAAGAACGUAUAGAUUUUGUCUCAAUUCUUACUAUUAUUACAAUGAUUCUGAUGAUGGCUUCUGUUGCUUUUGGUGUUGUUCCAUUACGUAAGGUUUAG
Messenger RNA from Capsicum annuum, 588 nucleotides. Its product is annotated as SKP1-like protein 1B. Gene Ontology annotation, biological process: SCF-dependent proteasomal ubiquitin-dependent protein catabolic process. Gene Ontology annotation, cellular component: nucleus; cytoplasm. Bases 1 to 588 code for a protein of 195 amino acids. Gene Ontology annotation, molecular function: cullin family protein binding. The record is from RefSeq and is a predicted model, not a curated record. NCBI's taxonomy places the organism in Eukaryota, Viridiplantae, Streptophyta, Magnoliopsida, Solanales, Solanaceae. The transcript has a single exon.